This is a messenger RNA of Penicillium manginii, 1389 nucleotides long. RefSeq lists its product as uncharacterized. Bases 1 to 1389 code for a protein of 462 amino acids. Gene Ontology annotation, cellular component: vacuolar membrane. Gene Ontology annotation, molecular function: amino acid transmembrane transporter activity. Gene Ontology annotation, biological process: amino acid transmembrane transport. The record is from RefSeq and is a predicted model, not a curated record. Lineage: Eukaryota; Fungi; Ascomycota; Eurotiomycetes; Eurotiales; Aspergillaceae. The transcript is spliced from 10 exons.
AUGAGGGGCCCCGGGGGGUCUUCGCCGGCCCGGCUCAACCCCAACCGGCCCGGGAACAAGCCGGGCCUGGGGUUGCCCCCCCAAUAUGUCGCGGAUGACAUCGAAGUCUACAAUGACUCCACCGACACCGAGAAGCAGCACCAGAAAGAUUCUGUCCCUGAAGAUGACCCCUUUGGAAAUGAAGAAUCCGGGGAAGUCAAGUAUCGAGUCAUGAAGUGGUGGCAAGCUGGAAUGCUUAUGGUUGCCGAAAACAUCUCGCUUGGUAUUCUAUCUCUUCCAUCUGCUGUUGCCACUCUUGGAAUUGUCCCUGCAUUCCUCAUUCUCCUCGGUCUCUCUGGUAUUUCCUGGUAUACUGGAUAUGUUAUGGGCCAGUUCAAGCUGCGCUUCCCCCAGGUGCACAGUAUGGGUGAUGCCGGUGAACUCCUUCUAGGUCCCAUCGGGCGAGAAGUUUUCUUCGUCGGCCAGCUGCUGUUCAUCAUCUUUUUGAUGGCCAGUCACAUCCUUACAUUCUCCGUGUUGUUCAACACUAUCACCGACCACGGCACCUGCACCAUCGUUUUUGGUGUUGUCGGCCUGAUUUUUUGUUGUAUUGCCGCAUUGCCACGUACCUCUGGAAAGGUAUUCUAUAUGUCGACCGUUUCCGCUUCGAGGCCCCCCGAUAAUGUUCAAAACGAUAUCACGACCGAUGUCUCCUUUGUGGACGCCUUCCUUGCUGUCACCAACAUCGUUUUCGCCUACAUUGCCCAUGUGUCUUUCUUCGGUAUCAUGUCUGAGAUGGAGGAUGCGCGCGAGUUCCCGAAGGCCCUCGCUAUGCUGCAGGUUGUUGAUACCACGAUGUACAUUGUUACGGCCAUGGUUAUCUACUGCUACGCAGGACCCGAUGUGAAGUCUCCGGCUUUGUCGUCAGCCGGCCCGCUUAUGAAGAAGGUGGCUUACGGCCUGGCUAUUCCAACCGUCGUUGUUGCGGGUGUUGUAUUUGGUCACGUUGCUUGCAAGUACAUUUAUGUACGCAUCUUCCGUGGCGAUCGCUCCCACCACAUGCACCAAAACAGCCCUCUCGCACUCGGAACCUGGGUUGGUAUUGCCCUGAGCACUUGGACCAUUGCAUGGAUCAUCGCUGAGUCGAUUCCCGUGUUCAACGACCUGCUCAGUUUGAUCAGUGCCCUGUUUGGCAGUUGGUUCAGCUAUGGACUUCCCGCCCUAUUCUGGAUUGUUAUGAACAAGGGACAGUUGACGGCCAACUGGAAGAAGAUCACUCUACUGAUCAUCAACCUCAUCAUCUUGGCAAUUGCCUGCGCUAUCUGCGGUUUGGGACUUUACGUCUCGGGCAAGUCGAUCAACGAAAGCUCGUCCAAGGCUACCUGGACUUGCGCCAACAACGCCACUUAG